Grammomys surdaster is the source of this 945-nucleotide messenger RNA. RefSeq names its product ubiquitin related modifier 1 (gene Urm1). The transcript is spliced from 5 exons. The coding region runs from base 24 to 329 and encodes 101 amino acids. The record is from RefSeq and is a predicted model, not a curated record. Gene Ontology annotation, biological process: tRNA thio-modification; protein urmylation. Lineage: Eukaryota; Metazoa; Chordata; Mammalia; Rodentia; Muridae. Gene Ontology annotation, cellular component: cytoplasm; nucleus. Gene Ontology annotation, molecular function: protein tag activity.
CCUGCUAGUUUGGCUUCCUCAACAUGGCGGCGCCCUUAUGUGUGGAGGUGGAGUUCGGAGGUGGUGCGGAGCUCCUGUUUGAUGGAGUAAGAAAGCAUCAAGUCACCUUGCCUGGGCAGGAGGAACCCUGGGAUAUCCGGAACCUCCUUGUUUGGAUCAAGAAGAAUUUGCUAAAAGAGCGGCCAGAGCUGUUUAUCCAGGGAGACAGUGUGCGACCAGGAAUCCUGGUGCUGAUUAAUGAUGCCGACUGGGAACUGCUGGGGGAGCUGGACUACCAGCUGCAGGACCAGGACAGCAUCCUCUUCAUCUCCACACUGCACGGCGGCUGAGGCCUCCUCCAUGAGCCCAAGCACCUUUGCAAGGGGAACACAGGACAACCACAGCACCCCUCGGAUCUGCUUCCAGGUCCUCAGUCCCCCUUGGCUGCCUCCUUCCCUGAUGUACCCCUGAGCUUCCUCUAAACAGGGAAAAGAGGCCAGGUGCUAAAAAUGAGCCUUUCUGGGCAAGGCACGUGAGCUGGGAGGGAGAGCAGCCGCCUGAGCCCAGCACUCCUCCCAGCAGCUGAGAUGGGGGAGGGUGCUCCUGUGCUGUGUCAGGAGUGGAGGGGGCUCUGUGCCCAGGUGACCCAACUGCUUGCCACUCCUGAAUCUUGGUGUAUCUAAGCCCUGAGUGGUUGCCUGGAAGGCACUCCAGUUCCUGAGACAUCUUCAUGGAGAAGAUGGAUGGACUGGAGUAACUGAUGAGAAGCCCCUCCCUUGCUAAAGAUUAGAGGGGCUUCCGCCUCAGUUUCCCCAUCUGGACACAGAGAGCUCUGCUUGUUCCCCACUGAUGUCAUUAUGGAACCCCAGCUGGGGUCCCCUAUUCAGUGCUCACCUCCCUCCCCGCCACCCAGCAGCUGCUCUCCUAGCCAUACCCCUCCUCCCCGUCCCCCCCGCCCCCGCCCCU